Messenger RNA from [Torrubiella] hemipterigena, 2701 nucleotides. Lineage: Eukaryota; Fungi; Ascomycota; Sordariomycetes; Hypocreales; Clavicipitaceae. The record is from the annotation of a GenBank genome assembly.
CGCCCUCUUGCAGAGCAGGGAUAGCGGGAUGGGCAAGCCGACCGAAAACGGGAGGGUAAGCCGUUGUGGCGUGAGAUUGCGGGUGUGGCAGACAGCAGAAUAUCGAGGACGAGAGUGGGGGUUUAGGGACGAAUGGAUUGCUAAGAGUGGCUGAUUAUUGGAGCAAAAAAUAUGUGGAAUCCUCGAUUGCGACGACACUGGGGAACAACAUCUUCGAAGCGCUAUUCUAGAGUGGUAAACAGGCCGGCGCUAUGCCUGAAAGGGGGAACUGGAAAUCAUGGGGCAGCGCACCCACGCGGCAGUUGCAUGAGGAUGGGUAUUACAAGGGUCCUUUGAGUUUUUUUUUCUUUCGGAGAAAAAGGAGAACAAGAAACUCCGUUCUACAGAAGAGCAAGUCGAGGAAGAACUUGGCAGUAUCAUUGCAAAGCGUUACGCGAUGACGAUGGGGAUUUUGCUUGCUUGCCCUGUUUUGUUCCUCUGUGCUAGCGGGAUCGACUUGGGCUAGCUACAGUAAGCAAGUACCAUUUGUAUUUGGAUACGUUGUGACUGUGACACUGGGGUUAACUUGUAGCUUAGCUUGCCAGCUACUAGUCUCAAGUUGACUACUGUCGCAAGCGAGCAAAGCAAGCGAGGACCUGAAUGGACAGCCCGGCGUCCCAUGUAAGGUUUGCUAGCUCACCAAUUCACUUACUUGCUACGGCUACGAUACGUACCACAGUAGCAUUCUGGACGACACAGAAAGCAACGCCAAGUACGCGGUUCUUGCAAAAUCUCCGUCGAGUUGCACCCUCCGGGAACAUUUUUCUCUCGUGGCACUCGCCUGGCGCAGCCUGCGCCAGCCUGCAAGAGCGUCACAUUGUGAACGGAUGCAAGCGAUGAUAAUCGGAACAACUGUUGUCCUGGCGCGGACCAAAGUUGUGGCGGAUCGGCGCAAUUGCCUGUGCCUUACCUUGCCUUGCCACGCCGCGCUAGUAACUUUGAGGGUGGUGUCACUUUUUGCAGCAAGGUUCUUCUGCAGCAGCCAGGGAUCCUUUUUUUCUCUCUCUUUUGUCUCCAUCUCCUAGCAUAAGGUUUGCGCCGCAGGCAGAAUAGCACCAAGCAUACCAUUCGCUCACCUGCAGCAAGCUCAUCUCCGGUUCUCUGCACCGAUAUGUAAGCUGAACGGGGGUCAAGUCCCGUUAUUGGGGGCCGAGCGGAGUGGGCGAACCAAACAAAGCACUUGUAAUUAUCCGUGUUGGAUCAAUUGGAAGCGGCGGACCUUAUUCUGGGCCUUCAAUAGUCGCUAUACGCUGCGUGCAUGCAUGAUGGGAAGAUGCAUUGCAUGUGCUGCUUCAUUUACAGGCACAGCCAAGUAUUGGAAAGGCGCCGGCAAGGCUGUCAGCUAGCAAGCCACCCUUCUUGUGGCGGUGUUUCACCGAUUCAACAACAACAAAAGUAAUGGCACCGCCCAAGCCAACGCGCAUUUAUCCAAGUCAAUGAGACAAGUCCACGUUGGAGUCUGGUGGCUGCCAAAGAGAGGAAACAGACGAGAUACUCUCUUGGUUCCAUGUAUAUUUUUAGUAUCCCUCAAUUGGACGAGGGCAUUUGCCAAGGGCGAAAACAUAACUAAGGUUUCGGCCCCCAGAGCCUGUGUGGUGUUGCCGCAGCCCGGUAUGCCCAGUCUUUGCAUUCCAGUCAAGGGAGCAACGAGUAACAGUUGCCUUGAUUUGUUUCUUCUUGGGAAUGCCUUACUAGCCUUGAGGAGAAAGUUUAGCGACGGGGUUUAAGAAAUGGCAAUUGUAUUUAAAAAGCAAGGAUGCCAGAGCAGUUCUCGAAGCGUGGUUCUCUUCAUCAUUGCCUUUAUCAUCGCAAAUUACUUCUCCAGAACAACAGUCGCUUCUAAAACACCAAUCCAAGUCCAUUAGUAUAAUCAGACUAAACAACAAUAAAUUCUACCAUGAAGGCGGCCCUCAUCACUUGCCUUGCUGCCUCGCUGGCUAGCUACGUGUCGGCAGAGACUCUCCUACGAAGCACCGAUCUCAUCCACGACCGCACCGACGGACCAGCUCGCCAAGGCGCUGGUGGCAACCAGGCCGCCCACGGAACUGCCUAUCUUUCUGACGAAGACCCAACUGCUGUUGUCGAAGUCAAGGCUACGGCAACCAAGUCGAAGAACAUCGUCAGCGCCGGCAAGCUAACCGAUGCCGACCUGAAAGAUAUCAUGGGCGACAAGUACGGCCGAUCUUUCAAAGUGGUCCUGCAGGAUGGCAAUGGCAAAGAAGUCGGCUUUCUCUCAGGUACCUUUGACAAUGGCCAGCCCAAGUUGAACCCUCUCAACUUUAUCCCGUCCACCAAUAAGGUGUACGAGACGACGAUUAUUGUCAACGACACAGACACCAAGGUCAUGGACCAGCAGCUAAACAAUAUUGAUUACCACGAUGCGCUUAGCAUGGUAGAUUACCACUACGGCGAUUAUUAUAUUCACUUUACGAAUGAGGCGCGCAAGUUGAAUGGCUGGAUCAAUGGCACAAUACAGCCCACAAACUAUGGUUACCGAUGGGGCUACAAGUAUGUAUAGAGAGCUAUUCAAUAGUAUAUUGGCCAACUUUACUAUAUAUCUACCAUAGACGGAGAUGUUUUUUUUUCAUUUUGUAAUAAUAAUAAACAAUAUAAAAAUGCAAAAAUGCUAUCAGUAUACUGUUCGAUUUAAUAUAUCUAUGCG